UCCAGCUCGGACAGCCAAGAUGUGUCUGUCUGCUCAGCGUCCGAGCAAGAAAUCAACCAAAACUUACUAAAGUCUGUCCCAAGUGUGGAUUUCUGGCUGUUUUUUAUAAGAACAUAAAAGAAGGCAGUUGGAUUAUCACUUUAAAAGGGAAUAAUUCUUUUUCUGGCUAAAGAGGGGCUGAUUGCAGUUUGGGUCCCCAUGCCUUGUUUGGUGAGUGCUGGAGUAUCUGUCCUGGGCUGUAGCUAAAGCAGGGCUCUGGUGACUGGUAUCUGUGUGUCAGUGGAGCCGGGUCGUCACACGGCCCUGAGCCCCAGUAGCAGGCGGAGGGGCCUGUCCAGUUCCAACCACACGAAGAUGAACAAACUGAACUUCCACAACAACAAAACCAUGCAAGACCGCCGCUGCGUCUGUGUCUUUUUGCCCAACGACGACACACUUGAUAUCAUAGUUAAUGUGAAAACCCUGUGCCAGGAGCUGUUGGCCCAGGUGUGUGACCUCCUCAGACUGAAGGACUGUCACCUCUUUGGACUCAGUGUUAUUCAGAAUAAUGAACACAUCUAUAUGGAGCUCGACCAGAAACUUUCUAAGUACUGCCCUAAAGAAUGGAAGAGAGAAGCCAGCAAGGGCAUCGACCAAUUUGGGCCGCCAAUGAUCAUACACUUCAGAGCUCAGUAUUACGUUGAGAAUGGGAGACUGAUCAGUGACCGUUCAGCUCGGUACUACUAUUACUGGCACUUGAGGAAACAGGUACUGCUCUCUCAGUGCAUCCAGAGAGAGGAGGCCUACUUCCUGCUAGCAGCCUUUGCCCUGCAGGCGGACCUCGGCAACUUCAAACGUAAUAAGCACUUUGGGAAGUAUUUCGAACCUGAAGCUUACUUCCCCCCAUGGGUGAUCGCCAAACGAGGCCGUGAGUACAUCCUGAGGCAUAUUCCAAACAUGCACAAAGACCAGUUUGCCCUCAACGCCUCCGAGGCGCAUCUCAAGUACAUUAAGGAGUGUGCUCAGCUUGAUGAUGUCACCGUACACUACUACAGACUCUACAAGGACAAGAAGGAAGUUGAAGCAUCUCUUACUUUAGGACUGACAUUACGUGGUAUCCAGAUAUUUCAGAAUGUGGGGACUGUGAGGCAACUUUUGUAUGACUUCCCCUGGACCAAUGUGGGAAAAUUAGUGUUUGUGGGGAAGAAGUUUGAAAUCCUUCCAGAUGGGCUCCCCUCCGCUCGUAAGCUGAUCUACUACACAGGUUGUCCAACGCGCUCUCGCCACCUCCUGCAACUGCUCAGCAACAGCCACCGGCUCUACAUGAACCUGCAGCCUGUGCUCAAACAGGUUCGACGACUGGAGGAAAAUGAAGAGAAGAAGCAGUACAGGGAAUCCUACAUCAGCGAUGCUCUGGACCUGGACAUGGAUAAUCUGGAUCAGCGUUCCAGAGCGAGCGGCAGCAGCGCAGGCAGUGUGUCGCAUCCCAAACGACUGUCCCGCCAUUCCACCACCAGCCACAGCAGUUCACAUACCUCCGGCAUUGAGACAGACAGCUUCAGGGCCCCGGGUCAGGCCCCCCACCGGACACUGCGCACUUGCAGUUCAUCUACAACCAGCCACGGGAGCUCACACACCUCCGGCAUUGAGAGCAGUGGCAAAGAGCGCAUACUAGAUGAUGACGAUGAUGAGAUCGAGAUGCUGGUGGACGACCCCAAAGACUAUGAGGAGCUUCAUGAGAUGGCUCUGGACCAAGACCUUUGUAUCCACAUCACUGAGGACAUGCUGACUAUGUCCCCUGACCAGACCAAUGGAUACUCAGGACUUAUCGUGAAAGACAUCAGCUCGUCCACCUCCAGCUCCUCUGAGACCGUUGUCAAGAUGAGAGGACAAAGUAUUGAAUCUCUGCCGCAGACGUCUGCAUGUAGGAAACCUCAGUCUUCAACCGACCGACACAGCCAGUCGCUUGACGACAUCCGACUCUACCAGAAGGACUGCCUGCAGUGGGCGGAGCUCUGUCAGGACACCGCACAUAGCUACACGUUUGGCUGCACUGAGGAACACAGCGACGGCUGCGGUUACCAGGGCCUGGCCGAACAACGCGGCGGCGUACGCGGAGAGCAGCAACCCUUCCCCAUCAAGAGAACCAGCAAGUACUUCUCCCUGGACCUGAUCAGCGAUGAGGUUCCUGAGUUUGUGGUCUGACGGAGUACGAGGUGGAAAGAAGGCAACCUCAUGGUUGUUUCUCCUCCGUAGCCGAUCCAGAGAUGCUUCAGUCCUCGGGAAACUACACAGGAGAGGAAUGUCAGGGAGUCGAUACGUGGUAGUUUCUAUUUUCAGCAGUGAACAGCACUGGCAACGAGUUAGCUCAACCCUGUUGUCCCACGUCAGACACAUCAGAUCCAAACAAAGAACUCUGACGAAAUUAAAUUUUCAAGAAUAUACAGUUGGUUUCAAGAAAACUUUUAUAUUUAAAAUAUUACUUAAGUCUCUCCUGAUUGGCAGAAAUCAAAACAAAAGUGUUUUCUCUAAACCGGUUUCACAUUCUAAUGCCAUGUUUACCUCCUUCAUCCUUCUAAUGCCAUAAAAAGACUCAGGUCUUCAAACAUCAUCUGCCACAGAGGACAAAAGCACUCUGAGCUCUGAACCAAAGACAAGCCGACACAGAAAAGACCUGAAACAGCAUCUCUGUCGAGUGGGAAGAUGAAAUGGCCCGUUACCCCUUUAGAGACACCAGCCGUGACUCUCUCCUUCCCUGCCAGUCUUCUUCUAGGCAGCGUCGCCGCUUCAUUUUACCUCAGCCGGGUGUGCAGUGUGCCAACACACGGAGCGUGCCUUCCUCUCACUAUGCAGAUGUCAAACCUUUGCCUUGACAAUCACAACAUAAUCUAGAUCAUUUUAAAGAUCCACUCCAUUAGAACACAUAUUGCUCUCACAAACCUUUUAAAAUCUUCUUUUCAAAGGGAUUAAAGUGAUUUUAGUCACCCAACAAAGCAUCACUGCUUCACACGGCUCCGUGUCCUGUGAAACCCGACUCAGUGGAGUUUUCUGAGAGGAAUGAGGUCGAGUAGGUUCAGACAUGUCCUUACUUGUGUGGUGCUCGGCCAUGAACGCAUCCCUAUAAUCAGAACGCAAAAUGGAGCCCAGGUGGCUGUCAGCCAAAAACAGUCCAUACGCUUUGAUGCAUACACGUAUUUCUUUUUGCUCACUCAGCUCUGAUUAUUACUUCAUUGUGCUUUUUCUGCUGUUUUAAGCUGGAAUUUGUUCAUUUGAAUUUUUCAUCCUCUCAUUUUAACUGACAUACAUUACAUCUGUUUUUUUAUGAUUUGUACGGACUUGUAUAUGUUGAAAACGUGAUCGCAUUCAGUAUUACAAGCAAAGUAUGUGACAGUAUUAUGGACGUAUGAUGUCAGAUGCUUUAUUUUGUGUAUCUGAACAAGAAAGACAAGUUUUAGUGUCUCCCAGUCACCUGAAGCCUGUUACAGUGUCUUUUAAGUAUUCCUAGGCUUUGGAUAAGCCUAGGCAUGUACCCUCCGAGAUGCAGUGAGUGAAUGAAUAGUGUGUGAGCAUGAUUAUUCAAAAACAGAAACGCUAACAUCUCAUAAGUCUUUUUUGUUAAAGAGGCAUAUAAUGAGAGUAAACAGAUUGCACUCGAUGCACCAAUUUGAUGAGUAAAGCAAAUUUAUUUUUGCUUAUAUGCUAUAUUCUGCCACCUGCUGGACAUGUGUGGGCUUGUUGCAGGGAAUAAUCUUGUCAUCACACGCAUGAUGGAUAUUAGGACGGAUGUGGGUUAAAGUUACAUGUAAUUUGAAAUGACCUUGUCAGUUUAUUUCACUUCUGAAGUCCUGGUUAUGUAUGGUGGUCACUACCAUUGCUUCUAAAUCAUAUGCAGCAGAAAUUCUGAAAACAGAACAGACAUUUGUAUAACUGUAAUUUCCAGACUAUAAAUCAUGUUUUCUUUUGUGUUUUUGUUUUUUUUAACUAGUUUGGGAGGACCUGUGACUUACAUUCCAAAGGGACUUGUAUGUUAUCCCCCCCCACACACACACACACAUACGCAGACAAAAAAAAAGUGUAACAUUAAACAAAAAUUGUGGUUUUCCACACAGUGGGAAACAAGAAACACAACCUUAAAGAUAUUUAACUUACGUUCUUUAUGUGAGUGUUUGACUGAAUAGUCUUUCCAGAUUGUUAACAAAAUGUUUUUUCUUCAUGCUUGUGAAAUAUAUGCAUCAAAAAUGAAUGCAAUUUAUAGUCUGGAAAAUACAGUAGGUUAAAUCUGAUUGAGUUAACUAGUAUAAUACAAUAAUACUUUCAUAAAGCGAUGUUGUUUUAGCUGCAGAAUGCUGACCAAAGAGUUACAAAUUUAUCUCCGUUCACUUAUACAAACACAAAUUUCCGAGAUGGGAUUGAAAUUAUGGUUUAGGUAUUGAAACAGCCUGGAUUCUGUGUUGUGUGCUCACAGUCAGAUUGUUAGGUAUGAUUGUCCCGGUGAUUAGCAAAGUAUCUCUACUUUUUAAACUUGUUGACUGUGUUGCCGAGCUGCAUGUAUGUUGUGUUGGUUUUGUCUCUGUGCAGCCCCCCAGACCAGUUAACUUAAACAAAACUGCAUUGCACCCAUUUUGAGUCUUUCUUUAAUACAAGAACACCAUUCCACAGCAUUUAUGAACAAGUUUGAAAAAUGUGUCUAUGUACUACAUUUCAUACACGAUACUGCUACGUAACUAAGACACUUCUAUAUAUCUCUUACAGGUUGUUGCUGGCACUGUUUUGUAAUUAUUUCUGCUUUUUGGUGGACAUUGUCUGAAUUCAUAUUUUGAUGGACAAUAAUGUUUCUUCUACAUAUAUUAAUACAGUUUGUGUGAAAUAGCCAUACAACUAUAAUCCAAGUCAUCAUAUAUUGUGCUCAUUCCUUUACGACUUUAAUAUAUGCUCAUACACCAGGUAAGAGUCUGUAUGUCUGCACUAUGUGUCCAUAAUCCUUUCUGUGAAAGGAUCUCCUUUUACAAAUUUUUAAAAAGUGUUUUUUCAAUCACCCUGUAGUUAAAAAAAUAUGAUUUUGUUUUAAUUAUUAUUAUGAAGUCUGGUCUGUGCCUUGUUGGUACUAAUGCCCCCAAUAUCCAUUAAAAAGGUACCUUUAUUUACCAAAA
This is a messenger RNA of Thalassophryne amazonica, 5129 nucleotides long. RefSeq names its product FERM domain containing 6 (gene frmd6). Gene Ontology annotation, biological process: positive regulation of hippo signaling. The transcript is spliced from 14 exons. NCBI's taxonomy places the organism in Eukaryota, Metazoa, Chordata, Actinopteri, Batrachoidiformes, Batrachoididae. The record is from RefSeq and is a predicted model, not a curated record. The coding region runs from base 355 to 2184 and encodes 609 amino acids. Gene Ontology annotation, cellular component: cytoplasmic side of apical plasma membrane; cytoskeleton.